Messenger RNA from Emys orbicularis (European pond turtle), 2214 nucleotides. RefSeq names its product zinc finger protein 436-like. The coding region runs from base 1 to 2214 and encodes 737 amino acids. NCBI's taxonomy places the organism in Eukaryota, Metazoa, Chordata, Testudines, Emydidae. The record is from RefSeq and is a predicted model, not a curated record. Gene Ontology annotation, biological process: regulation of DNA-templated transcription. The transcript is spliced from 10 exons.
AUGCCGGUGACCUUCGAGGAGGUGGCUGUGUAUUUCACCCAGGGGCAGGGGGCUCUCCUGGACCCCACUCAGAGAGCCCUCUACAGGGAUGUCAUGCAGGAGAACUAUGAGACAGUGACCUCGCUGGGAUUUCCCAUUCCCAAACCUGAGCUGAUCUCCCGUCUGGAACGAGGGGAAGAGCCGUGGGUGCCCGAUCUCCAGGCCUGCGAGGAAAGAGAGAUCCCGAGAGGCGCCCGCACAGGUGCUGAGCAAGGGAGUGAGAACGAGGAGGGGAAUCAUCAUGAGGAAGUUCCCGGUGAAGUGGAACCACAGGGGACAUUUGUGGGAAGAACUGAAGGGAAUUUUUCCCAGUGCUGGGAACAGGGAGAAGUCUGGGGAAAUUGGCACACGUCAGAGAAGCUGCUGGAAAACCACCCAGGGAAGAAAGUGGAUGAAGCUAUUAACGGUGGGGGAGGAGACAAGGAUCCCAGAAUGCCGGUGACCUUCGAGGAGGUGGCUGUGUAUUUCACCCAGGGGCAGGGGGCUCUGCUGGACCCCGCUCAGAGAGCCCUCUACAGGGACGUCAUGCAGGAGAACUACGAGACUGUGACCUCGCUGGGAUGUCCCAUUCCCAAACCUGAGGUGAUCUCCCGCCUGGAACGAGGGGAAGAGCCAUGGGUGCCGGAUCUCCAGGCCUGCGAGGAAAGAAGGCUUCCGAAAUGCACCCACACAGGUGCUGAGCGAGGGAGUGAGACCAAGGAGGGGAAUCAUCAUGAGGAAGUGCCCGGGGAAGUGGAACCACAGGGGACUUCUCAUCAGGCAAUCCACAGAGGAGAGAGACCCCAUAAGUGCUUGGACUGCGGGAAAAGUUUCAAGCGGAGGUCACAUGUUCUUAGACAUCAAGCAAUCCACACAGGAGAGAGACCUCACAAGUGCUUGGACUGUGGGACAAGUUUCAAGCAGAGGUCUCACCUUCUUAGACAUCAGGCAAUCCACACAGGAGAGAGACCUCACAAGUGCUUGGACUGUGGGAAAAGUUUCAUACACAAGUUCUACCUUUUUAGUCAUCAGGUAAUCCAUACAGAAGAGAGCCCCCAUAAGUGCUUGGACUGUGGGAAAAGUUUCAAGCGGAGAUCAGACCUUUUUAAUCAUCAGGUAAUCCACACAGGAGAGAGACCCCAUAAGUGCUUGGACUGUGGGAAAAGUUUCAAGCGGAGAUCAGACCUUAUUAAUCAUCAGGUAAUCCACACAGGAGAGAGACCGCAUAAGUGCUUGGACUGUGAGAAAAGUUUCAUUCGGAGGUCAAGCCUUGUUAAUCAUCAGGCAAUCCAUACAGGAGAGAGACCCCAUAAAUGCUUGGACUGUGGGAAAAGUUUCCUACAGAGGUCAUACCUUGUUAAACAUCAGAUAGUUCACUCAGGAGAGAAACCGCAUAAGUGCUUGGACUGUGGUAAAAGUUUCAUACAGAGGUCAGAUCUUGCUAAACAUCAGGCAAUCCAUACAGGAGAGAGACCACAUAAGUGUCUGGAUUGUGGGAAAAGUUUCAUACGGAGGUCAGACCUUGUUGAACAUCAGGCAGUCCACACUGGAGAGAGACCCUAUAAGUGCCUCGACUGUGGGAAACGUUUCAUACGGAAGUCAGACCUUGUUAAACAUCAGGCAAUCCACACAGGAGAGAGACCCCAUAAGUGCUUGGACUGUGGGAAAAGUUUCAAACGGAGGUCAGACCUUGUUGAACAUCAGGCAGUCCACACAGUAGAGAGACCCCAUAAGUGCUUGGACUGUGGGAAAAGUUUCACACGGAGAUCAGUCUUGGUUAAACAUCAGAGAAUCCACACAGGAGAGAGACCCCAUAAGUGCUUGGACUCACAGGUGACCAUCAGCACCGUCCACCAUCACAGGCGACCAUGCAGAGUCCACCAUCACAAGAGAUCACGGAAAAAACUAACUUGGAACGACAUGUUCACCGAGCUCAUGGAGUCCUCCCGCACUGAUAGGGUCCAGCUAAAUGCAUGGAGGCAAACAAUUGCGGAGUCCCAAUCGGCGUUCCACGGGAUGAACCUGGCCCAGUGCCACCAUGAUCUCCCAAUCGCCACAUGCCGUGCUUCUAGGAACGUCUGUGUCCAUGUCCUCAUCAGUAUAGUAAUCGCACUCACCCGGUUUUGCAGGUACUGCACAUACUGCUGGAUAAUGCGCAAGGUAUUUACAAUGGGCAAAACUGCAGCGGAGAUCUGA